Ceraceosorus guamensis is the source of this 696-nucleotide messenger RNA. RefSeq lists its product as hypothetical. The record is from RefSeq and is a predicted model, not a curated record. The coding region runs from base 174 to 635 and encodes 153 amino acids. The transcript has a single exon. Lineage: Eukaryota; Fungi; Basidiomycota; Exobasidiomycetes; Ceraceosorales; Ceraceosoraceae.
CUCGGUCAAUAGGCCGGCUUGGUGGUGCGCUUCGCGGUGCUCCGAAGUGCGGCAGGCACGAACCGUACAGCUGACAUGCGGGUCGCAGAGAGAUUUGAUUUCGAUUCAAGAAUCAUUGAUUGUUUGGGCCGGGAUCAAUACGAAGCUACGUUCUUCAUGUGGAUGGGGGGGCUAUGCUGAGUUCCGAUAAAGUAGCGGAUCGGGGGCCCAAUCACCUGGUACUUCAUAGCGUCGCUCGACAGAAACAGUUCGCAUACGAUGGAGUGGGGGCGUGCGUGCUAACGAUGGUCAAGUUUCACCGUGUCGCACUUGACCAGUCAAGAGUUGUAGGCUGCUGGGCAGCAUGCAAAUGGCUGUCCAAGUCCCAGCCACAUCAAUCACAAUCGUUGUGCCCACCCCUCUCCCCCCCCCCUGCUUCUUUGCUUAGAAAGCAAGAAGCACGGAAGCAUGAGUCAAGUGGGAAAAAGUCUUGGCCAGCGCUCACUCGCCCGCACGCGCCUCUCCUCCAUUUUGGCCGUCUCGUCGAGAGGUGUUUGUUGCUGACCGAUACCUCUCUUGGCAAAUUAGAACCCGACGUAGGCCCACUCGACAGCAAAGGCUUGGCGCGCAGCCAGCCAGCCAGCGCGCCCUCGUGACGGCUCGUGCGUCUUGCAAGCACGAACCUGAAGUCAAACAGGUCACCAAGAGAUGAUGCAG